This is a messenger RNA of Aureobasidium melanogenum CBS 110374, 393 nucleotides long. Its product is annotated as DNA-directed RNA polymerase subunit. Gene Ontology annotation, cellular component: RNA polymerase II, core complex. The transcript has 3 exons. The coding region runs from base 1 to 393 and encodes 130 amino acids. The record is from RefSeq and is a predicted model, not a curated record. NCBI's taxonomy places the organism in Eukaryota, Fungi, Ascomycota, Dothideomycetes, Dothideales, Saccotheciaceae. Gene Ontology annotation, biological process: transcription-coupled nucleotide-excision repair; maintenance of transcriptional fidelity during transcription elongation by RNA polymerase II; DNA-templated transcription. Gene Ontology annotation, molecular function: nucleic acid binding; zinc ion binding; DNA-directed RNA polymerase activity.
AUGGCCUCCCACGACUCCCCUUCGGACGACACCAGCAACGCCCAGAAUGAGAAGAUCAAGUUCAGAUUCUGUCGCGAAUGUUCAAACAUGCUCUAUCCGCGCGAGGACAAGGAGACGGAUCAGCUCAUCUUCCAGUGCCGCAACUGCCAGUGGCCCACUGCCGUCGGACCAACCUGCAUUUACCGUAACGAAGUCAUGGGCAACUUGAUCGAAACCGCUGGUGUCGUUACAGAUGUCGCCUCAGACCCAACACUACCUCGUGUUGAGAGAGACUGCAACAACCCACGAUGCGGAGGAAGAGAAGCCGUCUUCUUUCAGAGUCAGAUGCGUAAUGCAGAGACUGGCAUGAAGCUCUUCUACGUUUGCUGCGAAUGCGGCAAGACUACUACCUAA